AUGGCAAAACAAGAAGAACACUGGAGCUCAGAGGCGUAUCAAACGUCCGCUGGUUUCGUCCCGAAGCUUGCUACGAAGGUUAUUGGGUGGCUUGAUGUCAAGGAGGAUGAUUUGAUUCUAGAUGUCGGAAGUCCAGACGGCAUCAUCAACAUUCAAAUCGCUCAAACCCUCGCCAAAGGCUCGGGGAAGAUCCACGGCAUAGAUGCCUCACACGCCAUGAUCGAGUCUGCACGGAAAUCCGCCGCGGCGGAUCCGGCUGCUACCAAAGCGGCUACGUUUGAUGUCAUCGACGCAACCAAGAUCCUGUCCAGCCUAGACCUGCAAAGGGAAAGCUACGACAAGGUCUUUUCAAACGCAGCCAUGCACUGGAUCCUGCGCCACGAGGCGACCAGGAAAGACUUCUUCCUCGGCAUCCGCGGAGCCCUCAAGCCCGGUGGGAUGUUCGUGUUUGAGAUGGGUGGGAUGGGAAACGUCGCUGAAAUGCGAACGGCCCUCCUCUCGGUCAUCAGCGGCAGAAUUGGCAUCUCCGCCGCCCGCGCCGCGGACCCGUGGUUCUUCCCCGACGAGACGUGGAUGACGAAGAUGCUUGAAGAGACCGUCGGUGGCUUCAAAGUCGAGCGCAUCGAGCGUGAGUACAGACCCACGGCUGCUGAUGUGGGUGGCAUAGAGGGCUGGGUCAGAUUGAUGGGGAAGCAAUUCUUCGACGCCGUGAGUGAUGAGGGAGAGAGGGCGAGCUGUGUGAAAGAGGUCGUGGAGGUUCUCGAGACGGUAUGCAGGAGUCCAGGGGGUGGGGACUGGAUCGGGUAUGUGAGGCUGAGGGCCGUCGUUACGAAAAUCAAGCAAAUCCGACAAGAGUGA
This is a messenger RNA of Drepanopeziza brunnea f. sp. 'multigermtubi' MB_m1, 858 nucleotides long. Lineage: Eukaryota; Fungi; Ascomycota; Leotiomycetes; Helotiales; Drepanopezizaceae. The record is from RefSeq and is a predicted model, not a curated record.